CUUCUUUCAGAUCUGAUAAUCUUUUUGGUCAUCUGCAAACAUGUCCCAACCAAACGAUGGAUCUCGACCAGGUCAAUCGCAACUGUCCUCUGCUCAUCCUACUUCCGCUGCAACGACAAGUCAUGCGAUUCCUUCUCUUUUCUCGGGUGCCAAAUCUGGUGCACCUCCUGCAAAGAAAUCAAGAUCCAAAGUCGUUUCUCCUUCCCCAGAAGUCUAUCCUGCUCUUACUCGGUUUUUGCGCCGUCUUUCCUCCGCUCAAGUUCCCCUUUCGUAUUCUGCAUGUCUUCCUGAAGUUUCAGAAGCCCAAGUUCCGUUAGGACAACUUCAUCUCUCUGAUGAUACUACUGAGUCAUCUCCUCCACCGGAAUUCCUCAACCGGUACAUCUUGCAACGACGUCGCAUCGCCGAUCUGAUUAGACGGUUUCCUGAAUUAAACAGACCAGCCACUCCCAUUUUCUCGUCUCGGUUUAUCUCUGCUCAAGCUGCAGAGCGAUUCCAGUUUCUCCAUGGUCAAGCCUUCAUUCCCAUGAAGAUUCUAUCGGCUGAAAUACAAAAUGAUGAUGUUCGUUCCAUCCUGUUCAGGGCAGACCUUCUUCCAACAGUUACUGAGAUUGACAGUUUCAUCGAAACGAUGGUCAAGGAAUUCUAUGCCAAUCUUCCGGAGGCUGAAGGUAGGGACUCUGAGGUUCUCAGAGUCUUUGUUAGAGGGUCCAUGUAUGAGUUCUCACCGUCUCUCAUCAAUCGCCUCUUCCAACUGCCAAAUGAGCCAUAUCCUUUGAAUACAUCUCAACUUCGGGCCUUCGGAGAUCUUGAUGCUGUGGCUGCUCUCCUUACUGAUGGGCAAGUGUCAACUGUGGCUGAAGUGUCAACCGGUCUUCUUGGCGAUAUCAUCACUGUUCUUCAUCAAAUCAGCUGCUUCAACUGGUUACCUUCCACGAAUCAUCGUGCUCUGUCCCCUGACAGAUGUGUUCUUCUCUACUUAAUUGCCAAAGGGGAGCGCUUAAACUUUGGAAAGAUCGUGUUUGAUGAGAUUCGCUCGUGUGCAUCUCGCUCGGGUGCUGCCUCAUCGACUGAUUGUUUAAUCUUCCCCAACCUGAUUGAUCAGCUGUUACGUUUUCAGCGGGUCAUUCCAUCUCUGACUGGUGAUGUCUUGUCCUCUACUCCUACAAUGUUUGUGACCCCGGAAGCGACUGCGCCUACUUCUGGUCCCUCACUGACCUUGGCUGCUGAUCUUGCUCAUCUAGCCCACUCUGCUACGACCAUCAUGCAACGAUUCUCAAGGGGAGAAUAUGUUGAUGUCUGUGCUCGUAAACUUAAGGAGCACACAGAAAGCGACAACCUUGAUACUGCGGAUAGUGACUAGUUUGUUCAGUAGAUCUUCUGUUUAGGGGGAGUAGUGAGUUGUAUUUGAUGAUUUUAGAAUUAUCCAUGUUUAAGUAUAUUUGAAACAUGUGCUUGUUUCAAAUGAUUGUAUGUGCUGAACCUUGUCCUCUUAAUCUAUCCUUCUCUAA
Capsella rubella is the source of this 1511-nucleotide messenger RNA. RefSeq lists its product as uncharacterized. The coding region runs from base 41 to 1363 and encodes 440 amino acids. Lineage: Eukaryota; Viridiplantae; Streptophyta; Magnoliopsida; Brassicales; Brassicaceae. The transcript has 2 exons. The record is from RefSeq and is a predicted model, not a curated record.